AUGAGGACUGCUAAACAUUGGUUUUCAAGAAGUCAAUGUUUAAAAGGAGUAAGGUCUCAAAUCACAGAUGGUACUCCUGAAUUCUGUGCCGAAUUGAUGAAAAGAUGUCGGGAUCAUAAUUCAGAAAAUAGUCCAGCAGCUAAAGAAAUUUACAAUUUAAAAUACUUGUUAGAUAAAUCAUUCUAUACAAGUCGUCAGAAAGCCGAUUUGUUAAAUUUUUCAUCAACUAGAUCAGCGGGGACUCAACAAAAUAUAGCUGUAAUAAAAAUUAAAGAAACAGAUGAAACUGUUGGUUGUCAAGUAUUGGAUGUGCAUAAACAAAUUGUUCAUAUCAAUGCUACUUGUGAUAACAUAGAAUUUAAUUUACAACUAUGA
Molecule: messenger RNA, 375 nt
Organism: Entrophospora candida
Lineage: Eukaryota; Fungi; Glomeromycota; Glomeromycetes; Entrophosporales; Entrophosporaceae
Source: the annotation of a GenBank genome assembly